UUUUGAGCAAACAAAUGGGCCAAAGUGUUACUGUAUUUUUAUUUUUUUUUCUGAUGGAACCAAACUACCAAAGUAAACUUUAGUAGUACUAUUUUAAUAUGGAGAGAGAGAGCGAGCCACAUCAUCAUCACAAGUCUCAGACGAAAACUGUAUGUUGAAGAUAAUCAACUUAAAUAAGCAGUUAUUUUAUUGACGCGAGAAAACUCGGUGUAUGUUGAAGAUGGAAGCAGAGAUGAAGUUGGACCGAUGGGGCUACCAAGUUAGGACUUCUUCCGAUGCUUGCAUUUCUGCUAUCAACUCUUACUAUCACCAGGUGCUUAGUUAUGAAAGGAAAAGGGCAGUCAUAUUAGAAGCUCCAAAAAGUGAUCCGGAGUGUGUUCUAGGCAACAUUUUGGCUGCCCACUUUCUCUGCUCAGCUGAUCCAUCCCGGACCCCUGAAUUCGUCAAUGCAGCCAAGUCUCAUCUUGAAUGUGCUACCUCAUAUGAGAAAGCAGUGUUUGAAGUCAUCCAAUAUUUAAUUUCUUCAGAUAGAGAUGAUGAUCUAGCUGUGCAGCUGCAUUCCAAGCUUUUACAAGAGUUCCCCAAAGAUCUUCUAUCACUGAAGAGAGCCCAAGUGCUAUGCUUUUAUAUGGGUCGAUUAGAUCUAUUUCUGGGAAUUGUAGAACAGGUCCUGCCAAUUAAUGAGCAUGAGGAUUAUAUAUAUGGCAUGCUUGCAUUUGCAUUACUAGAGCUUGGUCGAAUGGAUGAUGCAGAAAAAGCAGGAAAAAAGGGAUAUGAACUCAAUAAAGAUGAUGUCUGGUCACAGCAUGCACUAUGCCAUGUUUACCAGUACGAGUGUCGUUUCAAAGAAGCAGUGGAGUUCAUGAUUAAUUGUGCACAAUCAUGGGGUUCUUUGUCAUCUUUUAUGUAUACACACAAUUGGUGGCAUAUUGCUCUAUGUUACUUGGAAGGUCAUGCUGCUAUGACUAAAGUACAAGAUAUUUAUGAUGAGCGUAUUUGGAAAGAAUUGGAAAGAAGUGAUGCCACCGCACCCGAGGUAUAUUUAAAUGCCGCUGGGUUGUUAUUGCGUCUGUUUGUGCGAGGUGCACAUGAUAUUCUCAAGGAUCGUCUAAAUGAAUUAGCUAAUUGUGUGACAGAUCAAGCCUUCUGGUUUCUGGAGUGGCACUUUGACAUUUUGAUAUUAUGGACCUUAUCUUGCACUGGAAGAUUUAAUGAAGCAGAAGAUUUACUCAAGGGCUUGAACUCCAGGGUUUCAAUGAUGAGCAAGACGAAACAACAACAAAUGCACAGAGGACUUACUCUUGCAGAAGCUCUCUAUAGAUAUGGGAAGGGAGAGUACAAGGAGGCCGUGGAACUUCUUGGGCACAACUUCGAUGCCAUUAACUACAAGAUAAUUGGGGCAUCUGACGAACAGCUCGAUGUAUUCACUGAAGUGCACAUCACCUUGCUGCUAGAAACUGGAGAAGCAUCCGCAGCUAUACAAGCUAUAGAGAAACAGCUGAACAAACGGGAAGGUGCGCCGUUUCUGUGGUAUCUCCUGGAGAAAGCAUGUCUGAUAUUAGGAAGGGAGGAAGCAGCAAGUUAUGGUCAGAAAGCCAAACAAUUAGAAGCUGCAUACUUCACUUAGCUAAAAUUGCAGAGAGCAUGAUCUGUGUGUAAUGUAACAUACAAGACGUUAGAAUAAGAUCGAUACGAUCUAUGCGAGAAUUAUGUAAUGUAAUACUAAUAUAAGAAUGUUAGAAUAAGAGCGAUGCGCAGAACUAACACUUGACAUCCUAUUUCAUUUGUUUGAUA
Salvia miltiorrhiza (redroot sage) is the source of this 1794-nucleotide messenger RNA. RefSeq lists its product as uncharacterized. The transcript has 14 exons. Bases 212 to 1627 code for a protein of 471 amino acids. Gene Ontology annotation, molecular function: protein binding. The record is from RefSeq and is a predicted model, not a curated record. Lineage: Eukaryota; Viridiplantae; Streptophyta; Magnoliopsida; Lamiales; Lamiaceae.